AUGGAACACAGUCAACUCAUCAAUAAGAACUUUGGUUUAAACACUUCUAGGCGCAUUCUGGAUUCUAUUGAUUACUUGUGUCUGGACUUUAGUCUAAAUCCAGCGCAAUGCCAGAGUCAUACUGGCUUGGUGCUAGAUUUCUGA
This is a messenger RNA of Chironomus riparius, 144 nucleotides long. The record is from the annotation of a GenBank genome assembly. NCBI's taxonomy places the organism in Eukaryota, Metazoa, Arthropoda, Insecta, Diptera, Chironomidae.